UAUGCUUGUUCUACAAUUUACAAAGAAAGUGCCAAAGCUAGAAACGCACCUCCAGAAAUACAGCAACUAGAGCCGGCUGUUUAUACUGUAUCAAGUGCUUGUGGCACCUGGCAUGUAGUUUCAGAGAAAACUUGCAUAUGCAGGUGCACCACUUUUUCCAGGAUGAGGCUUCUUUGUCGGCACAUUCUGGCUGUGUAUGAAAGAACUGGUGCUAUGCCUGACCUGUCCAAAGUUGUCAAACCACGAUGGUUCAAGUUUUAUCACCUCAGAGUCAUGGCUGCUGACAACAAUGCUGAAGAGAAUUGUGAUACAUCACAAGAAAGCAUGUAACUACUAACUAUGCCAAGGCCAGCAUUUCAUAAAUUGAGCAGAACCCAACUAUUCAAUCAUGCGAUGAGGACACUGAAGGCAAUAGAAGAUUUCCUUGCUGACUCUCCGCGUGAGGUCUUUGCGGGCCGACUUCAAAUUCUCGAGAAUGUUCAUGCAGAAUGGCUUACAGAAACGUCCUCAGGUUCUGCUAUACACGUUGAGCAAACUAAAGCUAACCAGCAAACCAGCAGAGCUGACUCCUCUGUGCUGCCACAAGCCCCUUCAACUCUGCCACAAGAACCUUCCACUCUGCCACACGCAACUUCAAUGCCACCACAAGCGCCUUCUAUGCUGCCACAAGAACCUUCCAUUCUGUCACAAGCAGGUUCAAUGCUGCCACAAGCCCCCUCCAGCGCCUCACAGUUCAGACUUCCACUUGCGAAGCCGAGAGGGUGCCCGAAGUGCAAGUCUGUGCAAAGAAGCAAAAUGCCAAGGCAACUGUCUGAAAUGGCUGCAACACCAUUUGUGCAGCUGGGUGAGAUUGCUCAACAUAAGCUCCUCCUGACCGAAAUUGUGGGGGAGGCUACUGCCAGCAAGGUGCUAGACCAUGGCUACAUCAUUGAUGAGGCCGAUGUUGAAGUACUGCCAGAGUUGCUCCCAAGUGGACUUUUGGAUUAUCGAGUUAAGAUGCGGCAACUGCUGCCGUACUUUUCGGACGAUGCCUGGCUGCUACUUACAUCUGCAGGUAAUUUUGAGAAAGCAAGUGAAGUGUGCUGCCUCUCCUAGCAAACAUAUUGCAAUACCGUUUCCCUCACGGUCCCGCUAAAAUGUGUCCCAAUGUCAUUUCAGUUUCUACGAAGAAGAAAAACGAA
Molecule: messenger RNA, 1181 nt
Organism: Dermacentor silvarum
Lineage: Eukaryota; Metazoa; Arthropoda; Arachnida; Ixodida; Ixodidae
Exons: 2
Coding region: 340-1095 (251 amino acids)
Source: RefSeq, a predicted model, not a curated record